GCAUCUUUAACGGCAAUUUCACAAGCUCACCGAAUCGUCGCAUAAACAACUCCAAUCAACAAGAUUUGAGAAACAGGAAACAGCUUCCAGAACAUGUUUUGAUACAAGACACGUGUCUUACGUAUAGUAUUUGUUCCCUCCUCUUUCCUUCUCUUCUCUCCGCCAUCUUCGCCUUCAAUCCCUGGUUUCCAGCUCCCCGAGCUGCUGAGCAAGACUGUAACCCUAGUUUCUUCCCAACACGUGUAUGCGAACCUGCAAAGAGUGUAAAAAAAUAAUCCUUCUCACCUUGAUCCUCGUCUUUCUCCGAAAUCGUAGCGGCGGAUUUUGUGAUAUUGCAGCAAGCAGCAUUGAGCUAAAGAUAUCAUGAAUGUUCUCCGGAAAUCAUUCAAAUCGCACAAUUCUUAUAAGAUAUCCUCUGUCUGGAACCAGUCUGAGGACCAACGCCCGAUUCUGGCCUGCGAUCCGCUCGAAGAAUCCGUUGAUCGCCGGGACGUCGUCGUCCGGGUCGAAGGCGACAUCCAAAUGAAGAACGGAAACCCCUUCGGCAUCACUCCUGAAGUUAAUAAAAGCAAGGUGUGGAGAGAAUCUAGCUAUGAUUUCUGGAAAGAAGGGCAUCUUGGCAAUGGCGGUGGCGGUGAUGGAGGGGAUGGGUUGGUAUUUUCAUUCCAGAGUCCAACGAAGAAGGACAUGGAGGAGAGCAACGAGGAUCCUCCGUCGCGGCUGAUUAGUUCGUUUCUGCAGAAGCAGAAGGUAGCCGGUGCCGAGAUGGCGCUGGACAUGGAUAUCGAGAUGGAGGAGCUCAAGAAGCCGACGACAAGUUCUACGUCUCCUUCAUCCAAGGAGCAGCGCGUAUCCUUACCCGACGUCUUCAACAAUCCGCCAUCCCGUAACUCGCAUGUGGAGUCCGAUGACGAUGAUGACUCCGAUGGCCGCGUCGAAGUGCUGGAACUUCGCCGGACUUCGGCGACCGCCAGCCUCCACUCGAAGGAAGGCGAUACCGGUACUGAGGUCCUGCGAUGCACCUCCAACUCGUCAUUUGGCCGGAACAGACCUUUACUGCGGGCCAAAACGAGGUCUAGGCUUAUGGAUCCUCCACCGUCCACCACCGUCGGCGUUGGUUCAGAUGAGAAGAAAUCCAUGCGAAUGCCAAACAGGUCUGGGCAAAUCCCCCAACGGUCGGGGCUGCUCGGCAUGUCUCGGGUUACCGAAGAGGAUGAGGAUGACCCCUUUGGAGAUCUUCCGGAGGAGUUCAAGGGCACCAAGAUCAGCAAAUGGGCCAUCCUCGAGCUGAUCGGUCUUUUUCUUGUUCUCGGCGCUCUAAUUUGCAGCCUAGCCAUGCCCAAGCUUGCGCGUCAGACCGUUUGGGGGCUUCAUCUCUGGAAAUGGGAGUUGCUCGUCCUUGUUCUCAUGUCCGGCCGCCUUCUCUCUGGAUGGCUCGUCCGCAUCAUUGUUUUUUUCCUCGAGCGCAAUUUUUUUCUCCGAAAGCGCUUUCUCUACUUCGUGUACGGCGUGCGCAGGGCGGUUCAAAAUUGCAUCUGGUUUGGUCUGGUUCUCCUCGCUUGGCACUUUCUAUUCGACAAAAAGGUGGUGGGAGAGACCAAGGUGCUUUCGUAUAUAACUAAGAUCCUCUUUUGCCUUAUUGUCGCCACUGUUUUGCGCCUCAUCAAGACUCUUCUAGUCAAGGUUUUAGCUUCGUCCUUCCACGUGAGCACUUAUUUUGAUCGGAUUCAAGAAGCUCUGUUUAAUCAGUAUAUUAUAGAGACUCUCUCAGGUCCGCCUCUUCUUGAAAUUCAGCACAACAUGGAGGAGGAGGACCGGAUGAUGACUGAGAUGCAGAAGCUGCAGAAUGCUGGUGCUACCAUACCCAAUGACCUCAGGGAGGUAACCAGAUCAUGCAAAAAUGGGAGGGUAAUAGGUGGAAGUGGUGGAAUUGGCCAUGGAGGGACGGGAGUGAAGAGUUCCCAGAUUGGAAAGAGUACUAAGCUUUCUGGCUCCUCCUCCAGGAAAGAUUUUAGCAGGCAGCUUCUACAGCAGAAAGGAGGGAUCACCGUUGAACAGUUGCAUAAGUUCAAUCAAAAGAAUAUAUCAGCGUGGAACAUGAAGAGGCUGAUGAGAAUUGUUAGGCUCGGCACAUUAACGACGCUUGAUGAACAGUUGCCACAGGGAAUGGAGGAGGACGAGUCAACUAUCCAGAUCAAGAGUGAGAAUGAGGCAAAGAUAGCCGCAAGGAAGAUAUUCAAUAAUGUUGCCAAGCCUGGAGCCAAGUAUAUCUACUUGGCGGAUAUGAUGCGAUUCAUGAGGGAAGAUGAAGCGGUAAAGACUAUGAACCUUCUUAAUGGGGCACAAGAUGAUCGAGUUAGCAAGAGGAUUCUCAAGAAUUGGGUGGUUAAUGCGUUCAGAGAGCGUAGAGCCCUUUCUUUGACACUGAAUGACACCAAAACAGCCGUAAACAAGCUUCAUCAGAUUGCAAAUGUCAUUGUUGUCAUUAUUGUAUUUGCACUCUGGCUUCUUAUCCUGAACAUUGCUACAACUCACUUUUUUGUUUUCCUUAGCUCCCAGUUUCUUCUUUUGGUAUUUGUAUUUGGUAACACCUUUAAGACGACAUUUGAAGCCAUGAUUUUCUUAUUUGUUAUGCAUCCCUUUGAUGUUGGUGAUCGUUGUGAAGUCAAUGGUGUUCAGAUGGUUGUGGAGGAGAUGAAUAUAUUGACAACAAUCUUCCUGAGAUAUGACAACCAGAAAAUAACGUAUCCAAAUUCCGUGCUUGCUACCUUACCCAUUGGCAAUUUCUAUCGAAGUCCUGAUAUGGGAGAUAGUGUUGAUUUCUGCGUUCAUGUUUCAACUCCGCUGGAAAAACUUGCAGCUAUGAGAGAGAAGAUAAUCACGUUCAUGGAAAGUAAGAAGGAGCACUGGUACCCUGGAGCGCAAGUGGUGGUGAAGGACGUGGAUGAUAUGAACAGGCUAAAAAUAGCAAUCUGGAUGCGUCACCGGAUGAACUUCCAGGACAUGGGGAUGAAGUCCACCAGAAGAGAGCUGGUGGUGCUGGAAUUGAUCAGAGUGCUCAGGGAACUCGAUAUUGAAUAUCGUAUGCUCCCUAUGGAUGUCAAUGUCCGAAACUUGCCUCCGGUUGACUCCAAUCGCCUCCCUUCAACCUGGACUACUUGCGCCUAGAAGAGAUAGAGAGAGAGAGAGAGGGGUAGAGAUAGAGAGAGAAGUUUAUUUAGGAUUUAAGGGCUUCAGAGUAUGUUCUGUGAUAAGCCUUGGUUUUGAGUAGGUCUUACUGAGAACUGGCUUUAAUUGCCUGAUUAUGUUGGUGUUUGUUAGUUGUAUUUCUUUGCUAUUUAUUAGAUUAUGAUUUAAGGUUCUAGUAGAAUAACGAUGUGAUAUUUAAUUAGUAGUGGUAUUUCAAAGUAGGAAAUAUGCUGUUCAAACACUGCAUGUCUGGAUGGUUAACCACCAGCGGCCACGUUGUCUUACACGACAUUGGCUGACGAUGUGGCCGCAAACGGUUGGCUGUGCGGAGCGGACAUUCAGACGU
Phalaenopsis equestris is the source of this 3535-nucleotide messenger RNA. Its product is annotated as mechanosensitive ion channel protein 6-like. Gene Ontology annotation, biological process: monoatomic anion transport; transmembrane transport. The transcript has 5 exons. The record is from RefSeq and is a predicted model, not a curated record. Gene Ontology annotation, molecular function: mechanosensitive monoatomic ion channel activity. Bases 364 to 3168 code for a protein of 934 amino acids. Gene Ontology annotation, cellular component: plasma membrane. Lineage: Eukaryota; Viridiplantae; Streptophyta; Magnoliopsida; Asparagales; Orchidaceae.